GGUGCUCAGUAUGAGUUGAAAGACAGUCCAGGCGUACAAGGACACCCAGGAUUUGCCCACCAUCACCCAGCGUUUUACCCAUAUGGCCAGUAUCAGUUUGGUGACCCGUCCAGACCCAAAAAUGCGACCAGGGAGAGUACGAGCACACUGAAGGCCUGGCUGAGCGAGCACCGUAAGAACCCCUACCCCACCAAGGGGGAGAAGAUCAUGCUGGCCAUCAUCACCAAAAUGACCCUCACCCAAGUUUCCACCUGGUUCGCCAACGCCAGGAGGAGGCUAAAGAAGGAGAACAAGAUGACCUGGACUCCCCGGAGCCGCACAGACGAAGAGGGAAAUGUUUACAACAGUGAUCACGAGGAGGGAGAGGAAGGGGACAAGAGGGAGGAUGAGGAAGAYAUUGAUUUAGAAAAUAUCGACACGGAAAAUAUCGAGAAUAAGGACGACUUGGAUGAUCAGGAUGACCUACACGCUGAUUUAAAAUUAGAUGGUAGAAGCGACUCUGAGAUUUCAGACGGCUAUGAGGAUUUACAAGGGCCCGAUCAGAGAUUUCUGAAGGCUGUAGUGAAGGAGGGCAAAGACAUUCACGUGGACCGGGGCGAGCACUUCCACCACCAUCACUCUUUUGAAAUGAAAGCUUCACAACCGAAUGUCGAUCAACUGAAACUGAAUCCGGUGUCCAUCAACUCGCCCCCAUCAGAAAAUAACGCGGCCCCGGCCCAAAAGCCAAAGAUUUGGUCUUUGGCGGAGACAGCAACAACCCCUGACAAUCCCCGCAAYUCUCCACAAAUGAAUGGCAGCAACACAGUUGGGCCCGCGGCCCAGACCAUAAUCAGCCCUCACCAUAGACUCAUCUCUUGUCCUGUUGGYAAAAUSCAGAACUGGACAAACCGAGCUUUUUCUGCCCACCAMCUCGCAUUACUGAACUCUAACCAUUACCUUGGACUGGCGAACCAGGCUUCGGCUAACGGGCUCGCCCUCUACAGCAGGCAGCAAKACCAACACACGCAGGACAAGAGUCAUAGCUCAGACACAGCCGUCACAGAGAGAUCUAGUGCCUUGGAAGCAGAGAAAAGGUUGUUAAAAACAGCCUUCCACCCAGUUCAUAGACGGCCUCAGAAUCAACUCGAAGCAGCCAUGGUUCUAUCAGCUCUCGCCUCCUCCUAYACUUUGACUUUUGCUCUUUCUUUUUAUGAUUUAUUUUAAUCUGUUGUAAGGAAUGUAAAAUAAGAAUAAUACAUCUGUGUAUACUUACCUUGUAAGCAUGUCCUGUGUAAACCUGCUAAUGUAAUAAUGUAUGAACCAGUAGUCUGUGAGUUUUCUUUUUCUUUUUGUAAGUUCUGUGAGGAUUUGAUGUUCAAAAUGUUUUGUAUAUAAAGUUAAGAAAAUGUACAUACUUGUGAACCAAAUUGUACAAGAAAGUCUAUAUUUUGGCUAAUAAAUGAACUGCUGCAACUUUA
This is a messenger RNA of Salvelinus sp. IW2-2015, 1457 nucleotides long. Its product is annotated as iroquois-class homeodomain protein irx-3-like. The record is from RefSeq and is a predicted model, not a curated record. The transcript has 3 exons. Gene Ontology annotation, biological process: cell development; regulation of transcription by RNA polymerase II; neuron differentiation. Lineage: Eukaryota; Metazoa; Chordata; Actinopteri; Salmoniformes; Salmonidae. Gene Ontology annotation, cellular component: nucleus. The annotation marks the transcript as partial. Gene Ontology annotation, molecular function: DNA-binding transcription factor activity, RNA polymerase II-specific; RNA polymerase II cis-regulatory region sequence-specific DNA binding.